Molecule: messenger RNA, 1302 nt
Organism: Colletotrichum godetiae
Lineage: Eukaryota; Fungi; Ascomycota; Sordariomycetes; Glomerellales; Glomerellaceae
Product: ketopantoate reductase PanE/ApbA-domain-containing protein
Exons: 3
Coding region: 133-1188 (351 amino acids)
Biological process (GO): pantothenate biosynthetic process
Cellular component (GO): cytoplasm
Molecular function (GO): 2-dehydropantoate 2-reductase activity
Source: RefSeq, a predicted model, not a curated record
CGGCCAAGUUCAGUUGUAUCAACCUUCCCUCGUCGAGUGGAAGAGUUCUAGAUCAUUUGCUUUAUCUUGGGAUACAUUAAUCCAAUAAGACCUAACCUUCCGUCAUUUCUACCAAAGGUGGAAGUAGACACAAUGGGCUCAGAGGGGAUCAACUCUAGCGAUAGCGCUGUGAAUGUCAUUUUCAUCGGAGCUGGCGCCGUCGGGUGCUUCUAUGCUUCGCGACUGCAUCAUCCCGACCGUAACAUCCACGUCUCACUCGUCGCAAGAUCUAACUACAAGGCUCUGAAAGAGUCGGGCGUCAAACUUCAAACCCACACUUUCGGCGACUACGUCUUCCAUCCCCACGCCGCCUUCCCAUCCGUCGAUGCCGCCGCAUCCUCCCAGACGCAGUGGGACUACGUCUUCGUGACGACAAAGGCCCUCCCAGACCGCUCAGAUGACUCCGCCAUGAUCGCGCCCCUCGUAGGGAAGAACACGAGCAUCGUCCUCAUCCAAAACGGCGUCGGUGUCGAGGAGCCGUUCCGUAAGCGAUUCCCCAACAACGCCAUCGUGAGCGCCGUGACGAUCGUCAGUGCCGAGCAGACCUCGCCGGGGGUGAUUCGCCAGAACCGCUGGACGAGGAUCAGUAUCGGACCGCACACAAACGGCCUCGGCACAGGCGACGCCGAGCUCGGCCGGCGCGGCACCAGGGCGGUUGAGCAGCUCGGCACGUUGUGGGGGCCCGGCUGGGGCGGUAUCCGCGACGUGGAGCCGCACGACGAGAUUGGGCUGCAGACGGUGCGGUGGCAUAAGCUCUGUAUUAAUGCCGCGUUUAACCCGACUGCCGUGCUGAGCGGCGGGCGGGGCAACGCGGAUGUGGUUACGGAUCCGGAGCUGCGGGAGCAUGUGGUGGGCAUCAUGAACGAGAUCAGGGCGGCGGUGCCCAAGAUUCUGGGACGGGACUUUCCUGACGACCUUGCGGGGCCGGAUCGGAUUGUCAAGAGCACGGCGCGGAAUACGGGAGCAAGGCCGAGCAUGUUGUUGGACUGGGAGGCUGGACGCCCGUUGGAGUUGGAGGUGAUUUUGGGGAACCCGGUGAGGAUUGCUAGGGAUCAUGGCGUGGAGAUGCCGCGGUUGCAGACGUUGUAUGCUUUGUUGAGCAGUGCGCAGAGGACUCGGGAGGAGAGGGCGACCAAGGGGAAGUUGUAGGAUAUGAAUCAUGAGUGGUAAAUAGUCUAGAUGGCGUACUAGAUAGACUAAAGUCAACUUUGCAACUUGACUUCACAUUUCCCGCUCAAAAGUCCGAGGUACGAAUUUUCGAUU